Candoia aspera is the source of this 4229-nucleotide messenger RNA. RefSeq names its product disintegrin and metalloproteinase domain-containing protein 20-like. Gene Ontology annotation, molecular function: metalloendopeptidase activity. Gene Ontology annotation, cellular component: external side of plasma membrane; plasma membrane; sperm head plasma membrane. NCBI's taxonomy places the organism in Eukaryota, Metazoa, Chordata, Lepidosauria, Squamata, Candoiidae. The transcript has a single exon. Gene Ontology annotation, biological process: male gonad development; proteolysis. The record is from RefSeq and is a predicted model, not a curated record. The coding region runs from base 28 to 2334 and encodes 768 amino acids.
GGGAGGGGCUUUCCUGAAGGUUCUGGAAUGCCCUCCAGAAGAUACAGGAAAAAGCCGUUUGCUGUACAGCCAAAGGGAACUCCAUGGCUGCCCUCCUCCCACUACAGUGGUGGCGGUGGAGUUUCAUUCUUAUCCUCUACUUUCCACCUUGCUGCUUCCACCAUUGUCACUCUCCAACGUGAGGCAAGGCCUCCCCUCCCUUGGCCACUGAAGGGAGAAAUGGGGUUGGGCAGUGCCAAGAGAGGAUUUCUUUGUCUUGUUCUUGCCUCUGGGAUAUUCUGGAGUCAGGCCAUUUGUCAGGCACCACCUCAGGGGUUUCCCUUCAUCUCUUAUGAAGUUAUCAUCCCAAGAAGGAUGGCACCCCGGCGAGGCCGAGAACCCCAAGACCUCACUUAUCUAAUGGAGAUAGAAGGGAAAGGCCAUGUGAUGCAUCUCAGGCAGAAGAGGGAUUUUAUUCCUAAACACUUCCCUGUUUUUACCUACAAUGAGGAUGGGGACAUUGAGGUGGACUACCCUUUCAUCAGAAAUGACUGCUUUUACUAUGGCUUUGUACAUGAUGAGCCAUCCUCCCUAGUCACCCUCAGCACUUGCUCAGGAGGACUCAGAGGCUUUAUGCAAAUGGGUAAUAAGCUCUAUGAAAUUGAACCUGUGCAGGCAUCUGUUAGUUUUCAGCAUGUGAUCUACAGAUUGGAAGAGAAGGAGAAUGAAGUCCAGAUGAGGUGUGGAGUAAUGGAAGAAGACAAAAAUCACCAGGAGGCCAUGAUCCAGAACAGAGAGAAUAUAAUAAGCAAAAGUGCUUUAGGAGGACUAUGGCAAACAUACCCCAGAUACAUGAAGAUUGCAAUUGUAGUAGAACAUGAACGAUAUGUCCAGUUUGGCAAAAAUGAAACUUUCACUGCUAGACAAGUCCUGGAUGCUGUUCACAUUGCAGAUUCACUGUAUAAACCUCUUGGGAUUCAUCUGGUGGUGGUUGGAUUAGAAAUAUGGUCACAAAAGAACCUCAUUGUGAUAGCUAAAAGCAUAGAUGAAUUGCUUGACACUUUCAAUACAUGGAGGAAAACAAUACUUGUCCAGCAUUUAAGGCAUGAUGUUGGCCACUUAUUUGUAUAUAAGCAUUUUGGGAUUAAGUUUGGAUUAUCGUUUGUUGGAUCUGUGUGUGAUCCAAACUGGGCAUCUGCUGUUGAGGCAUUUAUUACUUCUAGUUUAUUCUCUUUCACUAUAACUUUUGCUCAUCAACUGGGCCAUAACCUUGGUAUGCAGCAUGAUGAGAAAUCCUGCACCUGUAAUCAGCAUUCUUGUAUUAUGGCUGCCUUACAAAGCAACACAAGUAAGUUCAGUAACUGCAGUUACACCAGUUAUUCUAAGCUAAUGGAUAAUAGUAGAAAGCAAUGUUUGUUAAUUCCACCGGAACAUGAGAAAUUGUAUGACCUCAAAAACUGUGGCAACAAUGUGGUAGAUAGUGGAGAACAGUGUGACUGUGGUUCAAAAUUCCAUUGUGAAUCAGAUGCGUGUUGCCAAUCUAACUGUAUGUUGCGUUCAGGAGCCACUUGUGCUUUUGGAAAAUGUUGUGCUGAUUGUCAGCUUCUUCCAGCUGGAACAGUUUGUAGAGAAAGGACUAACAUGUGCGAUCUUCCUGAAUACUGCACCGGAAUUUCAGAGUGGUGUCCUGAAGAUGUUUAUGUACAGGAUGGAGCUCCGUGCUCUGAUGGGGCCUAUUGCUAUCAUGGAAAAUGCUCUACUCACAAUGAGCAAUGCAAAGUUAUCUUUGGCAAGAAAGCAUUGGUUGCACCACUGGACUGCUUCAAAGAAAUAAAUACCCGAGGUGAUCGUUUUGGCAAUUGUGGCAUUAUUCCUGGUAAUAUGUAUAAGAAGUGUGAGAACAAUAACGUCUUGUGUGGCAGAGUCCAGUGUGUAAACAUUGGCGAAGUGCCUAAUUUGAAUGAGCAGAACACCAUAAUCCAAACUUCUCUUAGCAGCCAUUUGUGCUGGGGUACAGAUUCUCCAAGUGGAAUUGGUAUGGCCGAUAUUGGAGCAGUGAGAGAUGGCACACGGUGCGGCAUCGGCAUGAUAUGCAUUAGCGGUGAUUGUAUCAAGGUCUCCCUCCUGAACUAUGAUUGUAAUCAAACCAAGUGCCACAACAGAGGAAUAUGCAACUCUCAUAAACAUUGUCACUGUAACUCUGGUUGGGCCCCUCCAUAUUGCCUAAAGGCAGGCAGCGGUGGCAGCAUUGACAGCGGGCCUCCUCCGCCCAACAGUGGCAGUGGAAGAAGGACUAAAGGCAUUGUAAUAGUUCUUUCUGCUGCUGCUCUUCUGGCUGGGUUUGGCAUCUUAUAACAAACCUGAAUGUUGGAUGACAGACCUUGAUAACUCCAGUUCUGACAUGAGGACAAGCUCUAUAAGUGUCCAGCCUGGUAUUAUGAACUCUUAGGAGGCUAGGAGGAUACAAGAAAUAUCCCUUCAAUGCAUUGUGCUGCAAAUAAUGCAUUUUGUUUCUUGUAAAAGAAAUUUGGCCCUAGAGAUUGUUUUUAGAUCUUCAUCAAUGUAGUUUUCUAGGCUUAUUGCCUUAUGAGAACCCUUAGGACACUCAGAAUGUCACGUGGGGCGGCUGAAUGUUUUGGCAAUUACUGGGGAAUAUCAUAAUAGCACUGUUGCAGUUCAGGCCCCUCCUUAUGCAAAUGGGUGGUUCUUGCAGGCCAUGUGGAGGUUAUCCAGGCUGACUAUUAGGAAAACCAUCAGAUAAAAAUAAAGAAAGAAAUUCAAACCUUAUCCAUUAUUUUAAUUGGCUCUUCCUAUAAAAUUGCUGUAUGGAGGGAAGAGCUGAAAUUUCUUGUUCUUGUUAGAGCUGAACCAUAUUGGUACUUAACGAACAGGUAUUUGUAGCAUAAUAUUUUGGGUCCACAGAAUAAUUUUUAAAAGUAUUUUUUGGAGUACAUGCAGCUUAUAAGAUUUGAUUGGAAGUGGGCAAUUAUAGAGUUGCUUAGAGAAGUAAGGUGGGUACCUAGACAGAUCAGCUUCACAAUGGCAUCUUCAACUGAUUUACCUGAAUGGCCUGUUAUGAAAAGAUGUACGUUCAGUCUUGCAAAUUUUAAAUGCCAUUUUGGAAAGGCAAAAGUGCAACUGGGGCUAAUUGCUAUAUACUGUGAAUGGGAAAAGAACCAGAAGAUGAAGUAGCAAAGUCAGAGGACACCUUUUCUCAGAAUGAACAUUGUUCUAAGCCACAGUAAGAGCAAUAUAGCUGGGCUCCUAGUGUUUGACAUUUCUUUAGAAAAGAGGUAGAAUAGCUCAUAACUGUACAUACAAGAACCUUUUGCUCAAGAGCUGCUUAGGUAUAAUUAAUUACAGAGAUUUGCAGAGGUAUUGAACACAAGAUCAAAUACUGCAUAGAAUCAUAGCAUGAAUAAUCUACCAUAUGUUGAUCCUGUCAGACAGACCAGUUUGUGAUGUUAACCUGUGACAACAUAUUUCUUCUAGUAGAGUUUUAUAUAUUUAGUACAAGAUUUGAGGUAGUGGUGAAACUGUUUGGUGCUCUUACCAACACUCCCAUUGACUUCAAGUGAUAUUUAAUCAUGUGUAAUUGUGUUGGGAAUUGCAGCAUCUGCUUGUGGGUUAAUUGUUACACUGCUGUUCUAUAGUGACUUCAGUGUAUUACACCUAUUCAUAAACUGCCCGGUAAGCAUGAGAAUAAGCACAUUAUUGUGAAAUUGCAGUGGCAAAAAAAUCUUAGUUUGUUCAGAUUUCUUCUGUGAUUUUUGCAGGAAAAAAGUGCAAACCAGCAGAGUUUUGUGAUUUAUAUGUGCAAUAACAGCAAUGCUCCUUCAACAACCAAACAUCUGAAACGAAAAUAUUAUUUCUGGAAUUGUGUAAUAAAGGAGAUUUGCUGUCAUUAUUUCAAAAACUCCACCUACAAUUUCUGUCUCUUACAGUCUGCCUUGCACACUACUUUAUUCCUUUUCAGAAUUCCUUUUCAGAAUCCAUACAUGACCACUGCAUUAUCACUUGGGUUUCUUGUAAGAAUUAAUUUGUAUUUCUGAACAGUAAUACUUCCUCAGAACAGACCCAGUUUGCUGUAUCUUUAAAAGAAGACUCUCACCCAACUAUCAUAUAUUACUUAUCACAUUGUAUAAUACAGUAACUACUUUCAAAUGUGCUUUGUUAAUGUAUAACCAUGAGAAUUAUUACUUAGGGAUUAUUUCAAAUUAUUUAAUAAAAUAUUUUGUAUUUACAAGUAA